Messenger RNA from Nematostella vectensis (starlet sea anemone), 1760 nucleotides. RefSeq lists its product as uncharacterized. Gene Ontology annotation, biological process: cell communication. The transcript has 7 exons. The record is from RefSeq and is a predicted model, not a curated record. Bases 114 to 1703 code for a protein of 529 amino acids. Gene Ontology annotation, cellular component: membrane. Lineage: Eukaryota; Metazoa; Cnidaria; Anthozoa; Actiniaria; Edwardsiidae.
UCUAAUGUAUUCCAAGUUCACUUCCUCUGCUAUGACCAUCCUGUAGCGCUAAAACGGAAGCGCUCUUAGAGACAAAACCAGCGAGCAAAGCAGAUUUCAGAGAGUGAGGGAGAAUGCAGAGAAGUGGAAAGGUUACCAUGACAACACCUACAAUGCUUGGGGUCAUUGCCUCAGUUGGAAUACUGGCUUGUUUAACUGUCCCUGCAUCGGCUGGACCAGGCGGAGAAGUCUCAAUAAUGUUCCAUCAGUACUCCAACCCAGGCUUCAAGAAAUACGAAAAUGGGCGCGUUCGCUGCUGUGACGUGUUUUGUAGCGGCUGCGAUCCAUACUUCAACCUGUGCUUGAGAAUGCGGCCUUAUGGUAAAUGUCAUGCGCAGUUCAGGAGUCGGACAUACCGCAAAGCGUCACGAAACAUCAAUUUUAAAAAUGGAGCUAAUCUUGGCAACGGCAACUUCAAUCCGUUGACAUAUCAGUUCAAGGGCGCAUGGGAGGGAAAACUUUACAUUGACCUCACAGUAAAAGACUACGAUACAAUCACCAGAGACGACCACGUCGACUCGCUGAGUUUCAAUUCAACGGUCGUACCAAGUCCACGCAUGUUCCGUAUGUGGUAUCUCGCGACUAUGCGGGGGCGAGUUGCGGCGAUGUCUCUAUCGUAUAGUGUCCGUUGUAACAGGUACUAUUAUGGUCCUGCGUGUAGCACUAUUUGCAAACAAAAGGACGAUGCGCGCGGCCACUAUACUUGUGACGUCAUGACGGGACGCAAGAUUUGCAGACGAGGCUGGACUGGGCCGAGCUGUGACGUCAUCUUACGAAAUCCUACUCCAAUGAUUCAGCCUUCCCAGACACCGUCCAAAACACCGACGGUUAUACCAACAGACGCUAACCAGGGAACGGUUAUACCAACAGACGCUAACCAGGGAACAAUUAUACCAACAGACGCUAACCAAGGAACGGUUAUACCAACAGACGCGAACCAGAGAACUGCUUUACCAACAGACGCUAACCUGGUAACGGUUAUACCAACAGACGCGAAUCAGGGAACAGUUGUACCAACAGACAAAAUAAGCACAACACAACAUUCAGUCCCGGUCGUCUCGUCGCCACCACCAACUAAGCCAUCUCGCGCAUGCGCAACAGCAGCAGAGAUCGGUAUGUUAUUUGACGCGUCGGCAAGUGUCGGUCGCAGGAAUUUCAUUCUCAUGAAGUACUUCGCCGCUACCCUGGUGGAGGAGGUUGCGUCCAGUCCCCCGCGGUUCAGCCUCAUGAGAUACAGCCUUUAUCCGGAUUUAGUUCUUAACUUCAAGAAGUCGCGCAGGUUAACGGUGCAAAGCUUGGUGAGGGAAACCCUGGCGAUGAAAUCCAUGCGUGGUCCAACAAAGACGGAAAAAGCUCUAAAGGAAGCAUUGCUGAUGUUUUCCAAGCGUAACGGUGGAGGGGGAGGUGACCCGAGAUUUCUUAUAGUCAUGACAGACGGAAAAAGCGGGAUGAAGCACAAGGAUCUUAUAAAGACCUUAAAGUCCUUCAAGGAUCUUGGCGUGACAAUACUCUCUGUUGGUAUUGGUGGGGACAUUAGCCUUCAUGAGCUCAGAGCCAUCGCGAUGGAAAAGCGAAACAAUGUCUUUCAUUUGUCUGACUUUCGGAACCUGUACACGGUCAUGGCAAACUUGCGCCGCCAUAUACCGUGUACUGGUCAGCAGUGAAACUUUUAUACCCUGUUGUAUUUAAAUAUCUAUAAACGAUAAAGAUGAGAAUACUUA